UGGUAUAAUUUGUAAACCAUCAUAUUGACGACGUCGUUGACGACAGGAAAUUGCAAAAAUGGCUAUUGAGUUUGGGACAGGAAAGACUAUUUUUAUUUUGGCGAUUGUAGUUGGAUGUUUUGCAGUUUUGUGGCCGAAAUUAUUUUAUCCUAUGCUACAGGCUUCAGUCAGUGCACGAAAUCAUAUAGAUAAUUCACAAGUAUCAGCAUGCUGUGAUGUUAUCUUCGAAACAGACGUAAAUGCGAUAAUGAUUAUGACAGAGAUGUGUGGUAAUAUCUUGCAACAUUAUGAUGAGAUAGAUCCCAAGCUGAUCCAGGCCUUUAAGCAGGGUAAACUCACUAAAGCAGGAUCUGAAACAUGUAGAAAUGAAGUUCUCAAUAAAUGUGGUGUUGACAUCACCACAUUUUUACAUGAAAACGUUCGCCUAGGGAAAACAUACAAGCAGAUUCUGGAUGAAAUACGUUCUUUUAACAGUUCCGUGUGCCUCAAAUUGAACUUUGGGAUUGCCCCCGGGUUGCUAGGUGCUCCUCACAGGAUGAGAGUUGGGGCUAUUCAUAUGCCAAGACAUCACCGUCAAGAAAGACCACCUCACCUACAUCCAGAUAUGUUGCAUCCAGCAUUACGAGAGAGAGGUCGGGCCAUUCCUCAGUCACACAUCAUACCAAGAGUUGUAGAGAAAGAAGGGCGGCCUGGUCCCAUACCAGGGAUGAGGCCACCAAUGGGUGGAGCAGGACAUGUGGUUCCAGCUCCAAAGGGCACCGGAACCAUGGGUGUUGUCAUGCCCAUAUACACGAUUGGAAUUGUGGUUUUCUUCAUGUACACUGUCAUGAAGGUAAUGGCACAACUUGUGGUUAUUUUCAAAAAGCCUGGACAUUCUGCAGUCAACUAUGGUGACUUCAGUUCCGAUCCAGACUUCCGAAAAAUGGUGUUCUCAGAGGAGUAUGUUGAUGAUCAUACCAACUCAUAUGGUGAUCAGUCUCAGCAGAAAGUGAAGCAUGAUGUAGCGCCCACUCGAAAGACUGCAGAAGAGAAUGGCACAAAACUCGGUUGGAAGGAACAUGACACAAGAGAUAUAGAGAUUGACCAUCUGCGCAAGCGUCUUGAAGAGACAGAAGCUGCCAUGGAGAGGAUUGUAGCUCAGAUGGGCUCGGUCCCUCACAAGUUACACUCUUCCUCAGGCACACAGUUGAUUGGUGCUAAGGGUGAAGAUAUAUUGAAUGAGAAGAGUAGGAAAACAGUAAGUGCUGGCCAAAUGGAGGCAUUGAAAAAAGAAGUGGAACCAAAGGAAGCAUCACAAAAGAGCACCAUAUCUUCAGAUACUACUCAAAAGGUAGAUGACUCAUCUAAACAUGAUCAUAUUAGUGAUAAUGGUAAGCCUAAGGUGCACGUGUUGGGGAUGGAGAUGACAGCCAGCUGUGAGGGGGGACAUCGCUGGAGCAGACCCGGCACACCUAUACUGGCUGUCACCUCACACAGUCGUAGUGACACACCUGUACGGCCCCUCACUCCAGAGCCACAGUCCAUCUAUCUAGAAGGAGCUCUUCCAUCACAGUCCCAGCUUCUAGUGUCAGAGUCUGAAACCCAGGCUGUCAUGGUAGACCCAGAGGAUCUGGAAUCUGACACAGACGCUCCAGUGAUACUCAGCGGAAAGAUGACUCUCUCUCUUAUCAGCCUGGAUGCUGCACUAGCUGCAGAAGAUGAGCAGUUGGGUCAUAAGGAACCAGUGUUGGAUACUACACUGGAUGAGAAACAGAAGCUGCAAGAGCUUGAAAGUGCCCUGAGGGAUGAAAUGGCUCCUGAAGCACCUGCCAUUGCAGAGGAAGGGAUUGAUGAAGACCAAGAUGGGAGAACAGACUUCCAACAUGUGAACGAUGCAGGUCAUGUAGACGACUUACCCACCACAACAAAUUACACGACAGCAAGUGCUGCUGAGGCCAUGGGACAGGAAGAAACAGCAGCUGAUUACUCUGCAAUGGAGUCCUUUGGCACAAAUGAUGAUCAGCAGGAAGAACUGGAAGAUGAGGAAGAAGAGGUGUGGAAUGGAGAUGUAGACUCUGCUGAAGAUGAGAGUGAAGAGGAGGAGGUGCCAGCACAAGCUUUUCCUCAGAAUGUGCAGCAGCAGCAUUGAUGUCUUGCAGGCUGAUUUUAAAUACUGACUACAUGUGUUAGCUAAUGCUGCCAUUACUCUGAGGAAACUGGUGAUUACUGCAGUUCUUAUCAUUUAAUAGUAGAUACAGAAAAUCACACAUUUGUAGCAACAAGUAAAGUUUUAUCGAAUAGCCAUAACCAGCGUAAUGCAUCUAGCCUGUUUGUGAGACUACUGAACCAUCAUAUCCAGUAUUCAGGACAUUGCUUGUAUUUACAGUACCACACUGCUCUUCAUGCUUGUAUAUCAUUGAGUUAAUUUUGGUAACCAAAAAACAUGAUAUUGUAAAUUGAUCCUUCAUGUAUGGUGCCAGUUUUGCUCAGUGAGUGGAUCUGCAACUUGCAGGAAGAUCAAGAUGGGGAUGCAAAUCUAGCAGGCUGGACAUGAGUAACAAUAAAUUACAUUUCAUGGUUGUGUCUCUUUAUUAUUUUACCAUUUUUUACAAAACAGAUCCAAGCUGAGUUAUGGAUGGGACUGUUCAGAAAGCUAAGAUAAUGUCUUGGAUACAAAUUUAAUUUUUAAGGUACAAAACAAUAUUUUUAUAUGUAUAUGAAUGAAAAAAAAUUUGCAUUUGUGUCCAAGUGAAGGUUGAAGAACACAGUAGCUAACUUUUCUGUCAUUUUGUUUGCUUAUGACCUGUGUGUUUGAUGUGCAUGGUAGAGUUUUCUACCAUGUAUCAAGUCCAGUAGCUGCACUGUGCUUUUCAUUUCCUUCUGUUUAUGUGAACAAAGUACCAACAAGAUAUCAUAAAGUUCUUUGAACAAAGUAUACGUAAUGGCUGAGUGCUGCAGUUAAGCCUGAAAACUUACUAAUUAAUUAUGAAUAAUGACUGUAUAUAUAAACUAAAUAUCAUUGUAGAUAUUAAAUACGUGUUCUUUUUGAUAUAUGUUCAUUUUGUUGGUUGAUAUUUAAAAAUGCUGUGUGCCAAAAUAUGUAUCAAUUUUAUCACCUGACUAUCUACUUGAAAUAAUUAUAUAGCCUUCCGACAUUUGAAAUAUGGUAUAUGGCAGACCAAUAUCCUAACAUAUUAAAUUUACUAAUCUGUGGGAGCUCUA
Zootermopsis nevadensis is the source of this 3201-nucleotide messenger RNA. RefSeq names its product RIC3 acetylcholine receptor chaperone (gene RIC-3). NCBI's taxonomy places the organism in Eukaryota, Metazoa, Arthropoda, Insecta, Blattodea, Termopsidae. Gene Ontology annotation, biological process: protein localization to cell surface; synaptic transmission, cholinergic. The record is from RefSeq and is a predicted model, not a curated record. Gene Ontology annotation, cellular component: neuronal cell body; intracellular membrane-bounded organelle; neuron projection.